Colletotrichum truncatum is the source of this 1743-nucleotide messenger RNA. The record is from RefSeq and is a predicted model, not a curated record. NCBI's taxonomy places the organism in Eukaryota, Fungi, Ascomycota, Sordariomycetes, Glomerellales, Glomerellaceae.
AUGUUAGCUGUUACUUUUAAUCUUUCUUUUUUAGGCGUUGUUCAUGGCCUUGUACUCUACUCAGCAGGGCGAAGUCAAUUUCCUCCAGGAGUUGCAUUCAUACUUGGCCAAUGCGUAGGCCUGCUCUUCGGUCAUGACUUUCAUCGCUUGUGUUUGUACCUUUGGUGCGCCUACUGGUUCGUAUGGUUUUGUCGCCGAAGAUAUCAUUACAAGCGUCUGUCUCCAGGGCUCCCUCACAGCUUUCUGUUGGGUCAUCUCCUUCUUAUGCGGAACACGAAGUCUAGUUUGCCGGCAGAUAUUCACAUUCAUGUUGUCAUAUCUAUCCUUUCGGAUACCUAUAACAUGCGCCAACAUGGUGUGUUUUAUUUAGAUUUAUAUCCUGUUCAGCUUGAACCUUUCAUGGUAGCAAUUUCACCCGAAGCGAUUCAGCAAGCCACAAUGUACCUUGGCAAGCAUACCCCUGCGUACUCCAGGUACGAGCCAGUUGUCGGCAAGGGCACUAUAAUCUUGUCCAAUGGCUCGUUGUGGAAGGAAACCAGGGCAUUAUUUAACCCCUUUUUCUCUCACUCUCGACUUCAGUCUUUUGUACCUGCCAUGGUUCAAGAAGGUAUGACCCUGAUAACAAAGCUUGAACAUGCGGCAAGUGCGAAUGCCCGGAUUGAUAGCCUAGAGGACAUAUUCUCCGACGCUCUAGCAGAUAUAACCGGUCAGAUUAUUCUGGGCACUUCAUUACAAGCACAAGCAUCUAGUGAAAACUUAAAGACCAAGUUGGCGCAACUGAGCUGUUUGAUAUGUACCAACAGAUUGGCAUCGUAUCUUUCAAAAUACAAUAUCGGCCCAGGGCGUCAAGUUAAUCAAAUGGCUAGAGAAUCAUCCGAACAAGUCAGAAGCUUGAUCUUGCAGAGGCUUUCCCACCUAAGAGCACAUAGAUGUCAAACUGAACAUGGGACUGAACUGAAAAGAAGCAACAUAUCUGUAGUAGAUGCCCUUCUAAGUCAACAUAUAACUAAAGAUGGAAGCCUUUCCGGGAUUCAAGUGGAUGCACUUGUUGAGAAUGUUAAAAACAUAAUAUUUGCCGGAAUCGAUACAAGCUCCUCUGUCCUUACACAUGCUCUGUAUGAACUGUCACACAACGAAAAAAUACUUCAACGUUUAAGACAUGAGCAUACUCAAAUUUUCGGGGAAGACUUAUCUUCGGCGCCCGCUAAUAUGAUCAAAUUUCCCAACAAAUUGAACGAAUUGACUUUCACGUCAGCUGUUCUCAAAGAGACUAUGCGCAAAUACACUCCUGUCGGUUCCACCCGUAUGGGAGAGAGAGGAUACUGCAUUGACUUGAAAUCCACCGGUAAAAAGUUUUCAACAGAAGGUUGUAUGGUCUACCUAGCCGGCCCAGCCCUUCAUCAUGAUUCUGUCUGUUUCCCAAUGCCCAACGAGUUUCAUCCGGAUCGAUUCCUGCCAGAGGGCCGUUCGUCAUUUCCCGCCAUUUCGAAGCACGCAUUCCGACCAUUCGAAAUGGGUCCGCGAGCUUGCCUUGGACAGGACCUUGCCAUGAUGGAGCUGAAAUUAAUGCUAGUGUUGAUAGUCCGCAAGUUUGAUUUCAUACCAGACUAUCAAGGCGUCUCAACCUGUUUAAACGAAGUUCCGGGAUAUGGAGGCCGCGCAUACCAGGCGAUGUUCACAACGGCAAAACCACGGGAUGGAAUGCCGGCCAGGGUCCAAUUAGUACGACCAGUAAAUAGUUGA